Messenger RNA from Triticum urartu, 1022 nucleotides. The record is from RefSeq and is a predicted model, not a curated record. NCBI's taxonomy places the organism in Eukaryota, Viridiplantae, Streptophyta, Magnoliopsida, Poales, Poaceae.
GACGGACGGCCACCAGCGCCCCUUCCCCGAGCGCCGGCCUCCAACAAAAAAAAAACACACCAGCCGACGCGUGCACGCAGACGGUCCAGACGCCAGACGCCAGGCUCCAGGCAGACGCGGAUGGGCAGCCUCGCCGGCGGGGUCGGGGCCAGGCGGCCGCGGUUCCUGUGCCUGCACGGCUUCCGGACCAGCGGCGAGAUCAUGCGGAAGCAGGUGGUGGGGAAGUGGCCCGCCGAGGUCACGGCGCGCCUCGACCUCGUCUUCGCCGACGCGCCCUUCCCGGCCGAGGGCAAGUCCGACGUCCACGGCAUCUUCGAGCCGCCCUACUACGAGUGGUUCCAGUUCGACAAGGGAUUCACGGAGUACAGGAAUUUCGACAAAUGCCUGGCUUACAUCGAGGAGCUCAUGAUCAAAGAAGGGCCCUUUGAUGGACUAAUGGGUUUCUCCCAGGGCUCGAUUCUAUCUGGCGCACUUCCGGGGCUCCAAGAACAAGGAUUGGCCUUGACUAGAGUUCCUAAGAUCAAGUACCUCAUAAUCAUAGGCGGCGCCAAGUUCCGCUCACCCGCAAUAGCCGAUAAGGCCUACGCCAACAUGAUCAAAAUCCCCUCGCUUCACUUCCUCGGCGACAAUGACUUCCUUAAACCCCAUGGUGAACAGCUCAUAGAGUCAUUUGUGGAUCCAUUCAUUAUACGUCACCCAAAGGGCCACACGGUCCCAAGGCUCGUUGAUGAGACGAGUUUGGAAGUCAUGUCCCGUUUCCUUGACAAGAUGGAAAAGGAGAUAUCUGAACUUCCAUCCGUCAAGGCUGAGGCCGAGGCUGAAGCAGCCGCUGAUGUUGACGAAAAAGAAGUGUGCAUCUGAUACCACCUCAAGGAUUAGUGCCUGAAUACACAUCAAAUCCGUAUAUAGGCAAAUCACACGGCUGUGACCUCCUUAGUUUUGUGUUGUUGCAAGUGUGAUUAUUUAUUACUCCCUCCGUUCCUAAAUAUUUGUUUUUCUGGAGAUUUCAACAAGUGACUACA